Abrus precatorius (Indian licorice) is the source of this 1638-nucleotide messenger RNA. RefSeq names its product nucleobase-ascorbate transporter 2-like. The record is from RefSeq and is a predicted model, not a curated record. Gene Ontology annotation, cellular component: membrane. Gene Ontology annotation, molecular function: transmembrane transporter activity. The coding region runs from base 1 to 1575 and encodes 524 amino acids. The transcript has 13 exons. Gene Ontology annotation, biological process: transmembrane transport. NCBI's taxonomy places the organism in Eukaryota, Viridiplantae, Streptophyta, Magnoliopsida, Fabales, Fabaceae.
AUGGCAGCUAUAAAGGCAGAUGAGAUAAGCCACCAACCAAUGGACCAACUUCAAGGCUUAGAGUACUGUAUAGAUUCAAACCCAUCUUGGGCUGAGACAAUAGCUUUGGGUUUCCAGCAUUACAUUUUGGCCUUAGGAACUGCCGUGAUGAUUCCUUCAUUUCUUGUGCCUGCGAUGGGUGGAAGUGAUGAUGAUAAAGUGAGGGUGGUACAGACCCUGCUUUUUGUUGAAGGAAUUAAUACACUUUUACAGACACUGUUUGGAACCCGAUUACCAACAGUGGUAGGAGGAUCAUAUGCUUUCAUGGUCCCCGUUGUAUCGAUAAUUCGUGAUCCUUCUUUUGCAAUGAUAGAGGACCCACAUUUGAGAUUUCUUAGCACUAUGAGAGCAGUCCAAGGUGCACUAAUAGUAGCAUCAAGCAUACAAAUUAUUUUGGGAUUUAGUCAAAUAUGGGCUAUCUGUUCUAGGUUUUUCAGCCCACUUGGAAUGGUUCCAGUAAUUGCGUUAGUUGGUUUUGGCUUAUUUGACAGAGGCUUCCUUGUGGUGGGGACUUGCGUUGAAAUUGGAAUUCCCAUGCUAAUCCUGUUUAUAGCAUUCUCUCAGUACUUGAAAAAUUUUCACAUAAGACAAAUACCAAUACUAGAGCGAUUUGCAUUACUCAUAUCAACUACAGUGAUAUGGGCAUAUGCACAUUUGUUAACAGCAAGUGGAGCAUACAAACACCGCCCAGAAUUAACCCAACAUAGUUGCAGGACAGACAGGGCCAAUCUUAUUUCUUCUGCUCCAUGGAUAAAGAUUCCAUACCCUCUUGAGUGGGGUGCUCCUACAUUUGAUGCUGGCCAUGCUUUUGGAAUGAUGGCUGCUGUGUUAGUCUCAUUAGUUGAGUCAACUGGAGCAUACAAAGCUGCAUCACGCCUAGCAAGUGCCACACCGCCUCCUGCUCAUGUCCUCAGUCGUGGUAUUGGUUGGCAGGGAAUUGGAAUCUUGCUGAAUGGCCUUUUUGGAACACUGACUGGUUCAACAGUUUCUGUAGAGAAUGUGGGGCUUCUAGGAAGCAAUCGCAUUGGCAGUAGAAGGGUCAUUCAAGUUUCGGCUGGCUUUAUGAUAUUCUUUUCAAUGCUAGGAAAAUUUGGAGCUUUAUUUGCAUCAAUACCAUUCCCCAUUUUUGCUGCUGUGUACUGUGUUUUGUUUGGUCUUGUAGCUUCUGUGGGGCUAUCGUUUUUGCAAUUCACUAACAUGAACUCAAUGAGGAACCUCUUUAUUACUGGUGUUGCACUCUUCUUAGGUUUAUCCAUUCCUGAAUAUUUCAGAGAAUACACUAUAAGGGCCCUUCAUGGUCCUGCUCAUACCAGAGCUGGAUGGUUCAAUGAUUUCCUUAAUACUAUAUUCUUUUCUUCCCCAACUGUUGCAUUGAUUGUUGCUGUGUUUUUGGACAACACCCUUGACUACAAGGAUAGCGCCAAAGAUAGGGGAAUGCCAUGGUGGGCUAAGUUUAGAACAUUUAAAGGAGAUAGCCGGAAUGAAGAGUUCUACACACUCCCUUUCAACCUCAACCGGUUCUUCCCUCCAUCAUAAGAAAAUUCUAUUACACAUGUUAGAGGAAAAGCAUCAUUUCCAGAUAAAAGGGUAUGGGAGUGA